AUGAAAUUCACUCAGGCGUUGAAUAUUAAUCUGGUACCAGAAUGGAGUGAUUAUUAUCUCGGUUAUGAACAGCUCAAGAGGAGGAUAUAUCAGCUAGAACGGGACUUGGAGACGCAGCAACCACGACAGCAACCACGACAGCAACCAAGUGAUAUUGAAACUCCUCUUCUAUCCGCUACAGACUCGCCUGCGAUUCGUUUAUUCAGUCCAAUCCUUGAAAAAGAAGUUGACAGGAUUACCACCUUUUAUAAGGAUAAAGAGAGUGAAUUAGAUAGUGAUCGACAAAGCCUCUUUAAUUUCAUUCAUGCGACUGAGUUGGAUGUCGUAAGGAAUAGCCAGGAUUUUAGACCUUCGAGAGAUGACACCCGCGAUACAUACAAUACACAUAAUACACACAAUACGCACGACAAUAACGAUCAUAGCGAUAGCGACGACGAUGAUGACGAUAUCACAAAGCAUACUCAACCCAAGACUCACUUUGCAAGACGAUCUUUCAAUGACGAUUUUCACCAUGAUCAGCGUGAUACAAACGUCGAAAACAACCCACCCAGACGCAAAUCUAUCGCUGUCAUCAGAAGGCCCUCCCUUGAUCUCCUUGAUGACGACAUUGAGGACUCUAUCUGGACAUCAAAAUCCAAUUACGCCAUCGACCAGCGCAUUAUGAUUAAAAAACGUCUCACUGAGCUCUUUGUGCAGUUCAGCGAGCUCAAGCAGUUUGCACAAAUAAACGAAACUGGUUGCAAGAAAAUUCUCAAAAAGUUUGACAAGAUCACUGAAAACGAUCUCAAAACCUCCUUUAUGGAUAAUGUUGUCCUCGUCGCUUACCCUUUCACAGAAGAGACCAAGAAGAGAGUUGACAACAUACUCGACCAGUUUAUUGAUGUAUAUGCACGCGUUGUUACCCUCAAUAAUCGCGCUGUCGCACACAAUCAACUCAAAGCGCAUCUUCGCGAGUAUGUCGUACUCGAGCGUAACAGUGUGUGGAGACAGAUGGUUGGCCAGGAGCGUAGAUCGCAAGGUGUUCAGAUUCAGUCGCAGUCGUUGACCGAAAAGAAACCUGCGACUGGUAUUGCCAAGUACAUUCCUCCCUGGCUCACCUCGAAGAUGGUCGGGCUCCUUACUGCCGUCGUCGUCUUUAUCACUCUCCUCAAUCUCGACAUAUUCGACAAAGGCGAGGAGAAUUGUCUCGCGCUUCUUGUGUUUUGUGUUAUACUAUGGUCAUCAGAAGCAGUGCCGCUAUUCGUCACAUCGCUGUCUGUGCCUCUCUUCAUAGUCUUACUGCGCGUCGUCAAGUACCCCGAUGGUCAUAGAAUGGAAGCGGAGGAUGCAGCCAAGUAUAUACUAUCCCAGAUGAUGAACCCAACCAUAUUCCUUCUCAUUGGCGGCUUCACCAUUGCUGCUGCACUAUCCAAGCAUGGCAUUGACAGGGUUUUAGCCCUACGAAUCCUCAACCUAGCAGGCACAGAUCCCAAGCUAGUCCUGCUAGCACAGAUGGGAGUUGCAUGUUUCUCUGCGAUGUGGAUCUCCAACGUAGCCGCGCCUGUGCUAUGCUACUCGCUCGCACAACCGCUCCUUCGCAAAUUGCCACCCAAGUCUCCCUACGCACGGAGUAUGAUUCUCGGCAUAGCGCUUGCAGCCAACAUCGGUGGGCAGGCAUCACCUAUAGCGUCACCGCAGAAUGUGAUAGCGCUCGAUGCGAUGGAUCCACCGAUAGAUUGGCUGCAGUGGUUCGCUAUUGCACUACCAGUCGCGUCUACUUCGCUCGUCCUGAUCUGGGGUCUGCUCCUCCUCAGCUACGGCAGCGGGGAGGGCACCGUCAUCACCAAGCUUAAACCUUCAAAAGACAGCUUCACAUGGACGCAGUGGUAUAUCGCUGCUGUUACUAUCCUCACUAUCGUCUUGUGGUGUGUUGCUCACUCUCUUCAAAGCGUCAUAGGCGAUAUGGGCAUCAUCGCUAUACUCCCCCUCAUCGCCUUCUUCGGAACAGGCAUCCUCUCCCCGCACGACUUCAACUCAUUCCCGUGGACUAUUGUAUAUCUCGCCAUGGGCGGUAUUGCCCUCGGCAAGGGUGUGAUGAGCUCCGGACUGCUUGAUAGUGCUGAUGACGCAGUCAAGGAGAUGGUCGGCGGGUUUGGGGUGUGGAGGAUACUUGUUAUUUUCUCAGUCUUGGCUACCGUGGUCGCCACAUUCAUCUCGCACACUAUCGCUGCUGUCCUGCUGGUGCCGAUCGCGGCACAAGUCGGUCAAAACCUCUCCCCUCCUCAUGGUCGACUGCUCAUCAUGGCAACGGCACUCAUCUGCUCAGCUGGAAUGGGUCUCCCUGUCAGUGGAUUCCCUAACAUAGCCGCUAUCAAUCAGGAAGACAGCAUGGGUGAGCGGUACCUGACAACCAACGACUUUCUUAAGAAUGGCCUGCCGGCGACUGUGCUAGCAGCUGCAGUUGUCGAUACGAUAGGCUAUUUGAUAAUGAGAUUGAUGGGGUUGUAG
Molecule: messenger RNA, 2487 nt
Organism: Wallemia ichthyophaga EXF-994
Lineage: Eukaryota; Fungi; Basidiomycota; Wallemiomycetes; Wallemiales; Wallemiaceae
Exons: 4
Coding region: 1-2487 (828 amino acids)
Biological process (GO): polyphosphate metabolic process; phosphate ion transport; monoatomic anion transmembrane transport
Cellular component (GO): membrane
Molecular function (GO): phosphate transmembrane transporter activity
Source: RefSeq, a predicted model, not a curated record